AUGGAGUCUCUCCUGGUUUAUCUGAUAGUUCUCGGUGUGGCUGUGAAGGCCCACAAAGUUCAAAUCUGCCCCAAACGCUGUGUCUGUCAGAUGCUCAACCCCAACCUGGCGACUUUGUGUGACAAAAAGGGGCUGCUGUUUGUGCCCCCAAACAUCGACAGGCACACGGUGGAGAUGCGUCUUGGGGAUAACUUUGUAACCAGCAUCAAACGCAAAGACUUUGCUAACAUGACAAAGCUGGUAGACCUGACCCUCUCUCGGAACACUAUCGGUACAAUUGCGCCUCAUGCCUUCAAAGACCUAGAGAACCUACGGGCUCUGCACCUCGACAGCAACCGGCUAACCCGCAUCACCAAUGAUACCUUCAGUGGCAUGUCCAAGCUGCACCACCUCAUCCUCAACAACAACCAGCUCACCCACAUCCACAUUGGGGCCUUCAACGACCUCACAGCGCUGGAAGAGCUGGACUUAUCCUACAACAACUUGGAAAGCGCCCCAUGGGUGGCCAUUCAGAGGAUGUCCAAUCUCCACACUCUCAAUUUGGACCACAACAUGCUCAGCUACAUCCCAGAGGGCACCUUCUCUGGGCUGCAGAAGCUCAAAAGGCUGGAUGUGACCUCCAACAAGCUACAGAAGCUUCCUCCUGACCCUAUUUUCCAAAGAGCAGGAGUCCUAGCCACCUCUGGGAUAAUGGGACCUUCGUCGUUCGCAUUGAGCUUCGGAGGGAACCCUCUGAGGUGUAACUGUGAGCUGCUCUGGCUGCGGAGGUUACGGAGGGAGGACGAUCUGGAGACCUGUGCUUCACCACAACACCUAGCUGGACGCUAUUUCUGGACUGUUUCAGAGGAAGAGUUUCUUUGUGAGCCUCCUGUCAUCACAAGGCACUCUCAGGAGCUGCGAGCUUUGGAGGGUCAGAGUGUGACUCUGCGUUGUAAGGCCAAGGGCGACCCCGACCCCAUUAUCCACUGGAUCGCCCCUGACGGACGCCUUAUGUCCAACUCCUCCAGGGCCACAGUCCACACAGACGGCACGUUGGACAUCCUCAUCAGCACUGUCAAGGACUCCGGCUCUUUCACCUGUGUGGCCUCCAACCCGGCUGGCGAGGCCCAGCAGACAGUGGAUCUGGUCAUCGCUAAGCUCCCUCAUAUCACCAACAACUCAGUUUCAGAGCAGGAGCCUGACCCAGGAUCAUCAGAUAUCGCCACAGUGACCAAGACAGGGGCAGAGACGGGAGGGGUGCCCCUGGGGAACGCCAAGACGAGCCCGGAUAAGAAAGUAGUAAUCGCUGAGGCCACGUCCACCUCGGCCCUGGUCAAGUUUAACUUCCAGAGGAGUAUUCCUGGAAUCCGCAUGUUUCAGAUCCAAUAUAAUGGGACGUAUGAUGAUUCACUGGUAUAUAGAAUGAUACCCCCAACCAGUAAGAACAUCCUGGUGAACAACCUGGCGGCUGGUACGCACUAUGACCUGUGUGUUCUGGCCAUCUACGAUGACCAGGUGACCUCGCUGACCGCCACCAGGGUGAUAGGCUGUAUUCACUUUACCACAGAGCCGCAAUACCUGAGAUGCCAUUUCAUGCAGUCCCAGUUUCUUGGCGGCACCAUUGUGGUUAUCAUUGGAGGCAUUAUCGUGGCCUCAGUUCUUGCUUUUAUUAUCUUCCUCAUUGUGCGCUACCGGGUGUGUAACCAAGGAGAUGCAGAUAAGGCUCUGGAGAUGGGGGAUAUUCGGUCACUGAGCAGUGAUGGGCAGCUACAGGGCUGUGGGAUUCCCAAGUCCGUCUCCAAACAGGGUCUACGUCCAGAAAAGAAUGACAAGGACAGCCUCAGAGUUUCCCUGCCGCCCCCGGAGCCAGCCAAGCAGCGACCACCAGUUGUUGUAGCCACCACCAAACCCUCUGUCCCUGACUGCACUGUCUCUACCUCUGCUGCCAGCCACAGCUGGCACCCGGCCUCACCAGGUGCUCCGAGGCCCAAACGUUCCAGUGCUCCACCAAAACCCUCAGAGUCUCGCCGAGCUGAAGCUCAGACAGAUGUCGAGCUCGAUAACAUGAACCGCAAUAACUCAUCGGAGGUUAAAAUGGCCACCGCCGUCACUCUGGCUGUUCCCGGCCAGCCCACCAAAUGGACUGCUGUUCCCAGGGGUCCACGACCCCACCAGGCCCCCCGACAUUACAUGACUGUGCCUGCAGGGGGAGUGAGGGUGAACCGCAGGCACUCCCUUAACGUAGACUCAUAUACAGAGCGCUGCUAUGUGGCUUACCCCAAAACUGGGGCCAGUCUGCGCUCCAAACGCAGCCUGUCGAUGAGCGGAGAGCUGCCCCAGCUCGAGAGCACAACAAACAUUCACCGGGCCAGAGACAAGCUCUCCAGGUCCGAGUGGCUUCUGGAGAGCACUUUAUGAUUCGGAAUUUAUGACCUGCAUUCUCCUGUUUUCUUGGAUUGGAUUCGUGGCCUGUUGUGGAACAGACAUGGAUUUUAUGCCUUGUUUUGAACUUCUGUGCUCUCUACUGAGGGACCUGUGAGCUUCUCUCAUAUAUUUGAGGGCAAGGCAGGCAUACAGGGUUGUAGGAAACGUUUCACAUUUGUUUUCUACCUUAUAACCUAUCAAAGUCUUCUUUAUAACAACGUUUGAUCAAACUUUGA
Seriola dumerili (greater amberjack) is the source of this 2639-nucleotide messenger RNA. It is a transcript of the gene lrfn5b, whose product is annotated as leucine-rich repeat and fibronectin type-III domain-containing protein 5-like. The transcript is spliced from 5 exons. The coding region runs from base 1 to 2397 and encodes 798 amino acids. Gene Ontology annotation, molecular function: protein binding. Lineage: Eukaryota; Metazoa; Chordata; Actinopteri; Carangiformes; Carangidae. The record is from RefSeq and is a predicted model, not a curated record.